UAUACUCCGGGCUUAGGGCCAGCACCAUUCACACUUUCCCCCUGCUCUGAAGCAGACGGACUGAGUUCCUCUAAUAUUUGUGCUCCUUCUCCCCCACUGCUCUAACACCCUUUUCUGAAGGAGAAACAGCUAUAGCACUGGGGAUAAUAUAGCUUUAAGGCAACUUUUGGCACAUGCAGAUAUCCUAACAUCUGGGCAGUGUUAACAGAAUCCCGGAGGCCCGGACAGACCAGGAGCCACUUGUUCUAGGAAUGUUAAAGUAGAAGUUUUUCCGACUGAUGAGAAGAGCAGAGAGGAAGGAGAAAGAAUAACCGAGCACAAACCCCCAUAAAACAGAUGCUGGAUUUUAGCCUCCCCUCACUUUUGAAAGCUCAUUGAUGGCUGAUUUCUGAAAGAUAUUUUCCUUUGCCCUGGUACUUCUGGCCACAUACUUCUAUUCUUGUCUCCCUAACCCACCUCCACCCCUUUCAAGGAUGGCUUGUCAACUAACUCAAAGAGGAGCUCUCUCUCUGCUGCUCUUCCUCACUCCAGCAGUGACACCAACAUGGUAUACAGGUUCAGGCUACUACCCUGAUGAAAGCCACAAUGAAGUCUAUGCUGAAGAGGUUCUGCGGGCCCCGGCCUUAGACUACCGAGUCCCCCGAUGGUGUUAUACAUUAAAUAUCCAGGAUGGAGAAGCCACAUGCUACUCACCGAGGGGAGGAAACUAUCACAGCAGCCUGGGCACUCGUUGUGAGCUCUCCUGUGACCGAGGCUUUCGACUGAUUGGUCGGAGGUCGGUGCAGUGUCUGCCGAGUCGCCGUUGGUCUGGAACUGCCUACUGUAGGCAGGUGAGAUGCCACGCACUGCCAUUCAUCACUAGUGGCACCUACACCUGCACAAAUGGGGUGCUUCUUGACUCCCGCUGUGACUACAGCUGUUCCAGUGGCUACCACCUGGAAGGUGACCGGAGCCGAAUCUGCAUGGAAGAUGGGCAGUGGAGUGGAGGCGAGCCUGUAUGUGUAGACAUAGAUCCCCCCAAGAUCCGCUGUCCCCACUCACGUGAGAAGAUGGCAGAGCCAGAGAAACUGACAGCUCGAGUAUACUGGGACCCACCCUUGGUGAAAGAUUCUGCUGAUGGUACCAUCACCAGGAUGACACUUCGGGGCCCUGAGCCUGGCUCUCACUUUCCUGAAGGAGAGCAUGUGAUUCGCUAUACUGCCUACGAUCGAGCCUACAACCGAGCCAGCUGCAAGUUCAUUGUGAAAGUACAAGUGAGACGCUGCCCCACUCUGAAGCCACCACAGCAUGGUUACCUCACCUGCACCUCAUCAGGGGACAACUAUGGUGCCACCUGUGAAUACCACUGCGAUGGGGGUUAUGAGCGCCAAGGGACCCCCUCCCGGGUCUGCCAGUCCAGCCGCCAGUGGUCAGGGUCACCACCCAUCUGUGCUCCCAUGAAGAUUAACGUCAAUGUCAACUCAGCUGCUGGUCUCCUGGACCAGUUCUAUGAGAAACAGCGACUCCUCAUCAUCUCAGCUCCUGAUCCCUCCAACCGAUAUUAUAAAAUGCAGAUCUCUAUGCUACAGCAAUCCAUCUGCGGACUGGACCUGCGGCACGUGACCAUCAUCGAGCUGGUGGGGCAGCCACCUCAGGAGGUGGGGCGCAUCCGGGAGCAACAGCUGUCAGCCAACAUCAUCGAGGAGCUCAGGCAAUUUCAGCACCUCACUCGCUCCUACUUCAACAUGGUGUUGAUUGACAAGCAGGGAAUUGACCGGGAACGUUACAUGGAACCUGUCACCCCUGAGGAAAUCUUGACGUUCAUUGAUGACUACCUACUGAGCAACCAGGAGCUGAUCCAGCGCCGGGAGCAGCGGGAUAUGUGCGAGUGAACUUGAGCCAGGACAUGGUUGAGGUCAAAGGAAAAGCUCCCUUGCUCAACUGAAACUGGAACCUAAUAAAAGGAGGAAAUGGUUUCCCACAGUUCUAGGGACAGGACUCUGAGGUGGGUGAGGCUCACCAGUUCUGGGACAUUUCUGGGCAUCUUUUUAGGGCCUUGUAAUAGUUUCCCUCAGCAAGUCUCUGCUUUAAGUAGCACUGGAGGAGCAGAAGCAGCUAGGUAGGGACAGAGGACAGGGCCUGGGCAGCUGAUUGUGGGUAGGUCUUCGUUUCCUAAUCUGGGCCACUACCCAGCUCUCCAAAGUCUUCAAGAGAAGUAAAUCCUACAUUCAUUCA
Messenger RNA from Manis pentadactyla (Chinese pangolin), 2214 nucleotides. RefSeq names its product sushi repeat containing protein X-linked 2 (gene SRPX2). The transcript is spliced from 11 exons. The record is from RefSeq and is a predicted model, not a curated record. Bases 474 to 1871 code for a protein of 465 amino acids. Lineage: Eukaryota; Metazoa; Chordata; Mammalia; Pholidota; Manidae.